Stylonychia lemnae is the source of this 723-nucleotide messenger RNA. The record is from the annotation of a GenBank genome assembly. Lineage: Eukaryota; Ciliophora; Spirotrichea; Sporadotrichida; Oxytrichidae.
AUGCUAGUAUUAUACUGCUUCCUCAUGAUGGUAUUGCUGCCAUUCUGUUUGUAUCUUUUAAUUGUUUUGUGCAUAAGAGUCUGUUCUGAUGAAAAGCAUAAACUUACUUUAAGAGAGACCUUGGCUGAUGCUUUUUGUUGUAAAAGAGAAACGAUAUGUUGCUGUAAAUGUGAAGAAGAAGAAAUAUAGGAGAAAAAGGAAAAUAAGGAAAAAGAGGAAGAAUGGCCAGAAUAUAUAGCAAAAAACUUUGAUCAGCAAGGAAAGGAUAUUGAAAAGCUUCCAGAAAACAAUUAAACUAUAAAAGAUCAUGAAAGUAAAGCAGGUGAUGAAAAACUAAAAGAAGAUGGUCCAAAGGAUCAAUCAAACUAAUAAUUAAAUUAAAUAAAAUUGCCAGAAAUUGAUAAAAAGAAAGGAAUUCUAAAGACUCCAUCAUUUGAUUCUCUUGAGGAAAUAGAUCAACCUUAGCAUGAUGAUUCAGUGAAAAGGGAGGAAUAAAAAGGAUUAUAAUCUAAAGAAGAUAAAAAGUAAACUGAGAUUAAAAGUGAGGGAGAAAAUGUCAAAUCAGCCUCAAAGACAUCUUCAAAGGAGAAUGGAUUUCAUAAUAUGAACAAAAAGCUACAUGAUAGUUCACCAGAUGUAGAGGAAGAUAUGGAUGAUGGAGAGGAUUUUGAUUAAAUUGCUAAGGUAAUUGAUAACAGUACAUCAUUAAGAAAAAAACCAUGA